AGUACGAAGGUCUUUGGUCUGAGAAGUAAACAAAGUAUAUAGAUGAUAUUGCUAAGAACUGGAGAUUAAAGUGAGAUGUAGAGCAGAAAAAUCUGACGUUAGGCGUAGGAACCGUCAAAGCAGUCACUGAAAGACAUUAAGUUUGGUAAAGUGAUUUGCAAAAUAAUUGUGGUGUACUACACACGGUUGUUGUUCCGCAUAUGCAAUCGAUUUGACCGUAAUCGGAUUUGUUGCAGAACUAGACAGUUAUAAAAUGACUUCCAGAGGGCAGGUGGAAACUGAGAAGUUGAAACAAAACUUGGAAGCACAGUUAGAAAGACUGGUGCAGCAGCUUGCUGAUCUAGAGGAAUGCAGGGACGAGCUGGAUGCCGCUGAGUACGAGGAGACGAAGGAGGAGACGAUGGAGCAGCUGCGGGAGUUCAAUGCGUCCCUCUCCAAGAUGAUUUCCGGAGACAUGACUCUCGUGGACGCACUUGCCUCCAUGCAGCUGGCGACCCAGGCGGCCAUCAGCUCGGCUUUCCGCACCCCCGAGGUAAUCCGGAUGUUCGCACGGCGCGAGCCCGCACAGCUGCGGCAGCGACUCCGAGAGAUCGAGUCGCGUGUGCCAGAGGCCACCGGUGAGAAGCGCGAGAUCCUGUCGGCACUGCGGCAGCUGGGGGAGCGGCUGUCGGCACAGGAGCUGCAGUUCUUGGCAGAGGCGGGAGCGCAGGGACCGCCGCCCCCGGCCGCCCGCCACCAGUUCGACCUGCUGCCGCAGGACGGCUCUGAUGGCAGCGAUUCGAGUCGACAGCGUGCCCUGGACAUGGUGGGCUCCGAAGUGCGGGCCGUCGCCAGGUCCUGAUGUUGCACCCCGGAAACCGUUUCUGAGGUGGCGUCACAGAGGGAGAUGUGUUUAGUGACUGCCGCCGCCAGAUACGUCGAAUGCUGUGCCCCACUGUGCCGUCCUGUUCCUAAACAUUGGGAGGCAGCUGCAAAGCCAGGAACUGGGCGGAUUCAUUUUAUUUGUACAAAAAUGUUCUGUCAGCACCCAAGGUGCUGAGAGGGACCAAGAUAGCAGUCCCACACCAGGUGUCUGCAAUAAAGUAAUGGAAACCACC
Molecule: messenger RNA, 1097 nt
Organism: Schistocerca americana (American grasshopper)
Lineage: Eukaryota; Metazoa; Arthropoda; Insecta; Orthoptera; Acrididae
Product: protein LZIC-like
Exons: 5
Coding region: 254-841 (195 amino acids)
Molecular function (GO): beta-catenin binding
Source: RefSeq, a predicted model, not a curated record